UUUUUUUUUUUUUGUCGCCGGCCGACCUUUGUCCCUCCCUAAGACAAUCAUCUUCUCCUUAUUCAAAUUCUACCUGAACAGUUAAAGCGAUCUUGCCCAAAAUGAAACUCAUCAUCAUUCUCUUCUCCUGUCUGGCUGUCGCCAUCGCGGCUCCAUCGACAGUCGAUUCUCGUAGCGAUACUGAACCAGCGAUGGUGAAUGCUGCGGGAGAAGUUGUGCCUUUUGAUCCUGCUGGAGUUGUUGUGAAGAUCUAG
Histoplasma capsulatum G186AR is the source of this 254-nucleotide messenger RNA. RefSeq lists its product as uncharacterized. Lineage: Eukaryota; Fungi; Ascomycota; Eurotiomycetes; Onygenales; Ajellomycetaceae. Bases 102 to 254 code for a protein of 50 amino acids. The record is from RefSeq and is a predicted model, not a curated record. The transcript has 2 exons.